Messenger RNA from Setaria italica (foxtail millet), 1464 nucleotides. Its product is annotated as transcription factor BHLH094. The transcript is spliced from 6 exons. NCBI's taxonomy places the organism in Eukaryota, Viridiplantae, Streptophyta, Magnoliopsida, Poales, Poaceae. Gene Ontology annotation, cellular component: nucleus. Gene Ontology annotation, biological process: regulation of DNA-templated transcription. Gene Ontology annotation, molecular function: DNA-binding transcription factor activity; protein dimerization activity. The record is from RefSeq and is a predicted model, not a curated record. Bases 265 to 1335 code for a protein of 356 amino acids.
UUCCAGGAGGCCACAGACGCAGGGGAUCGAAAGGGACGCGCAAGCUUCACCCACAAGACCCUCCCCCCACCCUACGCUACCACGCCCGCACACCUCCUGCAUAAUUGCCAGCCACGCUGCUCGAAUUCUCUCUUCAUCGGGGGCUCACAGCUCACGCGCGCGCCUGCCUGCGCCAAGCAGCUGAGCCAAGGAAGCCUUGUCGGGCAUCGUUGGUUUUCUGCUUAGGCCACAGCGCUGAGCUCGAUCGCCUCGGGAGGGCUGCAGAUGGCGCGAUGCCAGGGGACCGUCGAGAGCCUGUGCCAGGGCCUGCUGGACCUCGACGACGACAAGUUCGGCGCAAUGUGCAGCGCGUUCGGCUACCUCCAGGAGUGGCCGGACCUGGGCGCCAUGUGCGGCGCGAGCCUUGGCGCGCCGGCCGCGGCGGCGCCGGGCGCCGGCGACGGCAACGACACCUCCUCGUGCAGCGGCAGCGCCGGCGCCGGCGGAUUCAGGAAGAGGCGGCCGGACGCGUACCUCGACGCCAAGGGUGAUGGCAACGACAUGAGCAAGAGACCCAGAGGGAAGCAGCAGCAGCUGGGUGGCCUCGGUGAGAUCGCGGCGCCCGGGAAAGGGAAGCAGGAGAGGCCAAAGGCGGGGACCAAGAAGAAGGCGGAGGCGGCGUCGACGGCGGCGGCUGCCGGCCAGAAGACCGACUACAUCCACGUCCGGGCACGCCGCGGCCAGGCCACGGACAGCCACAGCCUCGCCGAGCGGGUGAGGAGGGAGAGGAUCAGCGAGCGGAUGAGAUACCUGCAGGAGCUGGUGCCCGGGUGCAGCAAGGUCACCGGCAAGGCCGGCAUGCUCGACGAGAUCAUCAACUACGUCCAGUCCCUGCAGAAGCAAGUCGAGUUCCUGUCCAUGAAGAUCGCCGCAUCCAACCCGGUGGUGAGCUUCGACAUCGUCGAGGACCUCUUCGGCAGGCAGCUGAAGCAGGCGUGCAACCCUGCUGCCCUGCCCGCGAUGGCUCUGCCGGCCGGGCAGCUGGAGCCGGCCUGCCUUCAGAUGAACCCCAUGCAGCAGGUGCACCCGUCCGCAGCAGCAGGCUCCACCUGCUUUGGGCUGGACAUGGUCGUCAACAACCUGUACCCGCCGCCCGCCGCCGCGAGAUGCCCCGUGUCGGCUGCCACGCCGGUGACGGCGGCGGCCGGGCCGUCGAUCGAGCCGUGCCUCAACGUGAAUGGAGCUGCUGCUGCUGCCUGGGAUGUUGGCUCCCAGAAUUUGUUCGGUGGAUUUGAUGCACAGUUUCAGUCAGUAGAAAGUGACUGUUUGCUAGACAACCUCAAAAUGGAAAUGUAAGAAGAAUUAAUCCUCGUUACUGGAGUUUUAACCACAGAAAAAUUUGUGGCUGAAGAUUCUUUAUUCAUAGCAACUGUACUAAUGAAGUAUUCUGUCAGCAAUGUCAAUACAAGUACAUUUCUAGUGUUC